Molecule: messenger RNA, 4447 nt
Organism: Oryzias latipes (Japanese medaka)
Lineage: Eukaryota; Metazoa; Chordata; Actinopteri; Beloniformes; Adrianichthyidae
Gene: znf518a
Product: zinc finger protein 518A
Source: RefSeq, a predicted model, not a curated record
UCAAGAAGAAAAUUAAAUCCACAUCGAGGCAAGAAACAACUAUAUUAUACAAAAUGUGGAACAUUUAAAGCAGAUUUUUCCCCUUUUUGGGGUCAAAGUGAAACAAAGAAAUAGAAACUGAGCAACAACAAAUUAGAGGCUGUCAGAAAAACGUCAAACGUGUAGAAAAGUAAUCUGCUGAGUCAACAAUGGCCGAGCUUCGUGUCACUGAGUGGAGAUGGGUGUGCUGUGACAGACGUGUGAGUGUUUUAGAGCAGCUUUAGGCCCGGGACAGCACGGGACAGCACGGCGGCGGGAGGCUAAAGGCUAAAGCAGCUCAGAGGCUGUAAUCCCCGGAUGGAACCAUCAUGGCUGCCACUCGUUGAGCUGUCAAGCUCUCCACAAAAGAAAAAGGCAAAAAAAGCGACACAACUCCCUCAGGAAGCGCGCGCUUCUGCGGGUUAAGCUAGCGGACGGCCUCCGCCGCCGUCGGACGCGGUCGGGACGCCGUGAAGAACCCUGCCGGACAGACAUGGAUCUGGUGAACAUCUGCGCUGCAACCACCUCCGCUGGAGAAAACGGAGGCACGAACAACAAGAACUGGCACAACAAGCGGCUCCACCUCAGGAAGACUGGCGUCCAGCCCCCAGCUAUGCAAAGCCAAGAUAAGCACGGACCAAAGAAGAUAACGGGGGAGUGGGAGCAGCCCCCAGCACGGCCUUCAUCAAAGACGCCUCCCCAGGAAGCACCGCAGAGCUGGCACAUGCCUAAUUCCAGCGGAAAUCCUCUCAGGUUCGCCUGCUCUCAGUGCAAAGACGGCGUAGACUAUGUACCAAAAGAUCUGGUCAGACACUUUGAGGAAAAACACCGUGGGAAGCCUCCCGUCUUUUCCUGCCACAUGUGCACCUUCAGCACACAGGAGUUCUCAUACCUUCAUGUUCACCUUUUGAGCCACACUGACUCUUUUUCUAGUUGCACUAUGUGUAAUGACAACGUUCAGCGUUCGUGGGCUGAGUUCAGAGCACACCUGACGAUGCAUCACUGCUCCAACGGCAAAUAUUCCUGUGAGAUGUGUCAGGUGUUCUCCAGCGGCGACAUUCACGUCUUUCUACAGCAUCUGUUCGGACACGGCGUGGAGCUCGGCGAGGCUGAUGUGCAGCGCAACGAAGACAGCGGUCGGCUGCUGGCCGCCAAGGCUUUCCGCUGCCGUUACUGCGGCUUUGAGGCCUCCAGGAAAAUGCUGAUUACGAGGCACGUCAAAGCCGUCCACGUCUGCCAGAACGGGAACCAGUGGAAGGAGAAGAGGGGCGUCCAUCCCAUAGCGGUCAAACCACAAGACAGGCUCCUCAGAACCAAGCCCAGGAUAACAAGAAGUGCAGUGAAGGGCGCAUGCUGGCUGACACAGGACUGUCUGUCUCUGCCAGGCAGGGAGUUUCUGGAUAAAUACUGCCAUCUGUCUGACCCGCAAACGACUCUAGAGGAGACGGAACAGUUUCUGAUGAGAUCUGUCACCGGAGAAACCGAUGACCAGAAGUGGACCAAGGCUUUGAAAUCGGUUUUGUCUAAUGUUCCCCAGGACAUGAACCUUCACCCGAAGGUGGAAAACGGCAUCUUACUGACCCCCUCGGAUCUGACCGUCCUCACUGUGAAGAACAAAAUAACGGUGGCUCCCAAUGGGGCUACUUACUCCAAAAGGCUGAAGAUGAAGGCGUCGGGAGAGAAGGACGCUGCUUCAGCUGGAAGUGCUGUGGGUGAGUCUGCACGAGCCGCCACAGAGAAGGGUCCGAGGGACCGGACCUCCUGUCCUCAGCCCGAACACGGCCCCUGUUCUGACGCCCCGCCUUCGGCCCACGCCGAGCCCGCUCAGGCGCUUCACAUGCAGCCGCACAAAGACGACUUCAAAUCACUUCAGGUUGUUGAGGAGCUGUGUGAAAAGCUGGAGGAGCACGGAAUCCGAACUUCCAGUGAUCUGAAGUCAACGGGUGGAAGUGCAAAAAAGAGAACGGGCGGGAGGCAGAAUCCACGGCGGAGAAGGAAGACCUUCAGAAAAGUGAAGAAAAGAUCAGAAGGAUGGGCUUUAAAGAUGGUCCUGAAGAAGAAUCCUGUCAAACAGAAGCAGAGGUCGUCACCGAGCUCUCUGUGCGCGUCAGAGAGGGGCGGGGUCGAUGGCUGCCACGCCCCAGCCAGCGCUCAGACAGCGGAGGAAAGGAAACCACGCACUCCUCAGGCUUUGCAGGCGGCAGACGCACACCAAACCAAUGCGACCAAAGGUUCCACAGCUGAGCACCUCCAGUCAUCUGAAGCCGGAACUUUGGUUCUACAACCAGAGUCCAAGUCCACCUCUGAGCAUCCAGCAAAGCCUGAAGAUGAGGCUGAAACUGAGCCGCCAGAGGACGCUCCGAACGAGCCAGACGCCUUCAUUUCAUCUGAAAUGGAGCUGGACGGGAGCGGACCCGCUGGUGGGAGGUGUCUGAACCAGGCUACAUCUGUGACUGAAGACCCAAAUGUACAACUGCAACAACCCCCCAGUGGUGCUAACUGUCAUGUGGCAGAUGAUGAGAAGAAAGCAGCAGCGAAUGGCAGAAGCAGCUGCUCACCGUUUGGUCAGACCGCAAACACACCAGAGGGCGCCAUGGAAGCGGACGCGUCACGCCUCGAGCUUUCGUCAGAGCAGAGAGGCGGGAGCGCGGUCAGUCCUGAAGAUGCACCUCUGCUGUGUUUGUCUGUGGGCGAAGCCAUCCAGCGGGAGUCCUCUCCAGCCGCUGGCCAGCACUGCCAGCUGGUCCCAAAGCACCAGGAGAGGACCCUGAAGUUAGUAGCCAUAAACCCCUCCCAGCCGGUGAAGCGUCCGUCUGGAGACCAACCCGUGGUGGUGCUGAAUCACCCUGAUGCUGACAUUCCUCAGGUGGUGAAGAUCAUGGAGGUUGUCAGCAGGCACAGGGAGGUGCAGAAAGUCGUGUUGUCCCGCAGGACUCUGGACGCUCUCUCCGCUUCCAGCGACAAGAACGUCCCGGGAUAUGCCCAGACCCAACCUGCGUGGCGGGGGGACAACCCGGUGCAGGAAAGGUUCACCUUGAAGUUUAAGUUCCGUCGGUUGAACAGGAAAAAGUAUGAAAUAGUGGGCGUAGACUCGCCCAGCAGGAGUUUGCCGGUGAAGUUCUCCUGCUGGUUUUGUGGGCGGAGCUUCACGUGUCAGGAAACCAUGAUGAGCCAUCGGCAGCGGCAUCUGAUGGAGUGGAAAAGGCCAAGCUGUGAAAACUCUUAAACGUCUCCAACACUGGACACAAUAGUCUGGAAAAAAGACACUUUUUUAGGUCUUAAUUGUGAUUGAGUUUGUGAACAAUCGUAUGCCUCCUGGGGGGUCCCAUGCUCAGGGUCAAUGAAGCAUUGAAGCUGGAGACGAACUCUGGUAAAGCCACAACCACGGGGGGGUUCUAAUUGUCUCCCUUUUCUUUAUUUAUGGUCAUUUCAGUACACUGUCAUGUUGAACCCCAUUAAGAACACUGUAGGUAGUAGAUUUGCCAUACCCUCGUGGGAUCAGCUAAUGUGGGAGUGGGCUGCCAUAUUUGUUUUUGGGACGUCCCCUCAAGUUACUCUGAAAUACCAAAGUGUGUGUUUAAGAAAGCAAAAGCAUAAAAAAGCUGUUUUAUUCUUUGUAUUUAUGGUUUAUCCUAUAUAUGCUUCAUUUAUUCAUUAUUGUUUUGGCCAUUAGAGAAAUCUUUGUACAUUUUUUGUUGUAAAAACUUGUAUUUUGUUCACAAAAUAUGGCAACUAUGAGAGUCGCAUGACGUGGGAGUUAAUUUAACUGAUGAGACAGUUUCAUGCGGUAACCUUUUGUUUUCUGAAGUCAAAUCUGCUAAAAAUAAUUUUAAGAAAAUGUAAAUGUUAUUAGUUAGCUAAAUUGAAUGUUUCCUCUUUUUAGUCCUGUUUGUGUUGAAGCGAGGAUGGAAUCUUUUGGUUGUGUUAUGAACAGAGGAUUCCUCUUUUCCCUGUUACCUCACUUUAUCGGGCUUUGACAAUCUCACGCCGCGCGCGUCCUGCCGCGGCGCCACACCUUCCCUCACGGCUCACACGGCGGCGCUGUGGCUUGACGGAUGCGGUCGGGGAUUUAAGGACAAUUCCUCUUCUAUUGUGCACAAAUCCCAGUUUCUCAAGUCUCCAUUUUGUUAUAAUUGUACAUAGACUGUCUGGUGGUACUGUAAAAUCCUUUCUGAGAAUAUUCACCAAGUGCCUGGUUAUUAAUUAAGUUAUGCAACCAAUGGUCACGCGUCUAAACAGCAUUACUUUUUCAGAACGGAGCCGUUUUUUAUGAAUGAGGACGUGAGCAGACGUGGAACACGGACUGUCUUUCUCCUCCAAAGCAUUGUUAAAAAGAAAAAAAGGUUCUUCUCUUUGCGUUAUUGUCUCAUUCCUUGCAUUAAUUUGAGUCCAACUGAACAUGGAAAAAACAAUAAAAUAUGUUUGAGCA